AUGAAAACCCUUAUUCACAACAUUAUCUUUGUCCUUCUCGUAAUAUGGAAAUAUAAUUACUCUUUCAAUGUAAAUACAACUACGAAUAGCACAAUGUGCAUCGAAAAUGUGGCUGAAGAUUUAUCAAAACAACAAUUUGGAAGAAUAAUGACAGAAUCAUUCGAAAAUCAAUUAUAUAGAGAAGGUUUCGAUCUAAAUGUAAAUACUAAACAUAACAGUUUAUAUAACACUGCAUCCAUAGGAGAAAGUAACAAACAUGAUGAAGAAUUAAAAGAAUUGUGUUCCAAAAUAUCAACAAUAUGGAAAGAUUCAAUUGAAGGUAUGGAACAAGAAUAUAAUGAACAAACAGGACAUAUAGAAAAAUCAUGGAGUGAAGGAAUAUGGAAUAACAAAUGGGCUAAAUAUUUAGAACAUAUACACAACACCAUACAAAAGGAGUUGAAUAAUUUGAAUGAAUCUCCACAUAACAUUGAAGUUAAUAUCGCAUUCAUAAUAUCCCAUGUUUAUUCAGUUUUUGCACAGUUUUUAGAAGAAGUUAUUAAAGAUUCAAAGACGCUAGGUAAAAUGUAA
Plasmodium gonderi is the source of this 570-nucleotide messenger RNA. RefSeq lists its product as hypothetical. NCBI's taxonomy places the organism in Eukaryota, Apicomplexa, Aconoidasida, Haemosporida, Plasmodiidae. The coding region runs from base 1 to 570 and encodes 189 amino acids. The record is from RefSeq and is a predicted model, not a curated record. The transcript is spliced from 2 exons.